AUGACCCAGCCUACCGAGCUAACCGACGAAGAGAAGAGGCUGGAGGAUGAAAAGAACAAAAAGGCCGAAGAAGGCAACAACGUAGCAAACAAAAAUGACGUCCAAGCGGUCUUUGAUAUCUACGUCUAUGAUGACAACACCGGAAAAGCCAAAAUGGACAAGUUUGUCACCCUUGGAAGUUUUAAAAAUGUCCAGGGUAAGACAUUGUCAGACAUUCGUGGGAUGCUAAACAACGAGAACGGUUUGAGUGUUAGGCUACAAGGCUCGUCUUUUUGCAAUAAGAUUGGGGCUAUUGCAAAUGAGAGUUUACCUUUCACCGAGUAUAUUAAAUCCCUCGAUAGGGGUGGAACGAAGAUCGAACAGAAGCCUGAAAAUCAGGGAUAUUCUGUCCAAGUUGAGGGAUAUUCUGUCCAAGUUCCCACAGGAGAGGAGCCAGUCUUAGAGCCACAAGUAUAUGCUGUCUAUUUCAAAUCUCGCUCUUUGACUUCGGAGAUGAACGAUGUGACCAAAGACUUUCUGAAAGAGAAGCUAGAUCUUGAGCUACGAAAAUCGGAAAUCGGCGCGAUCGACAAACCAGAUAUCCUGAAGAGCUCCUACAGCCACGGCAACUUUAUGGCUGGAGUCAGUAAAGCAACGGCUGUUCACCCCACCGACAUGACCCAAGGACAAUGGAAUACCGUUAUGGAAGCCAAUUCCCUUUUGCAUGCAAGUUUUGUUAGAUUACCACUCCGUGGAGUGCCCAAAAAGGUCGAGAGAGCUAUGUAUCCGGCGUUCAAGUUGAGACCCCGCCAGUUUCAUGAUUUCAAUGCUUCAUUGGAUAACAAAGACAUCGUUAUCCCCGUGAAAAAUUUGAUCAUCCCUCGUUUCAGAGUUGAGGAUGACUCCUAUGUCGCGGUGUCUGAGAAUGAUUCCUCCGUCGCGGAGGCCAUUGCCUCUAGUUCUCUCUCUGAGGCUGCUGCUGAGCUUGCCGUUGGUGGGGGAUUCUUUGGCUAUGGCGCUGGAGCUCAGGCCGGCUUCAAGAACGAAGAGCAAUCAUCCGGUUCUAAGGCUAGGACGGAAAAUAAAAAGCACAUGACCAUCACUUACAAUUUCCCUCGUGUGGUCCUCCAACUUGAUGAAGAAAGCCUGGAACUCUCCGAUGAGUGCGCUGAGGCUCUCAAGCAUGUCAAAGAUCAGGCAUCUGUCCAGGCUUUCAAAGCCAAAUAUGGAACCUUCUUUGCCACCCGCAUUGAGUUGGGUGGUCGGCUACAUGCCACAGAGGACUCAGCCGCCAUGGGAACUAGCAGUGUAUCUGAGAAAUCGAAAGCAAUGAAAGUGGCUGCUAGUCUGAGCUUUUCGUCACCAUAUGUGCAGGCUUCCGCUAGCGCUAGCUAUGGAUCGUCGAGUGCAAACAAGAAGGACAAUAGUGAAAGCUCGUUGGACGUAAGCAUGACGUGGGAGGCUAAGGGUGGUGAUACUUUGCUUUGCAAUAAUCCCCCAGCUUGGUGUGCCACCGUGGCAUCCUUUUAUAACUGGCGAGUGGUCAAGCAAGAAAACCUCCUUUCGAUUGAGGAUCUGAUAUCUAGAAUUCCCGGGCAUGAAAACACCAAAAAGCUAUUCGAGAACGUCCAGAAUGGCGAAAAGAAGGAGCCGGUGUUCAACAAGACCACUGUCCCAGUCCGUUUCAAGGAGAAAACAACCGGAAAGUACCUGAGCAUUCGAAAGGAACCUUCAGGCCUUAUAUUGGGUAGCUUGACUGGGAGGAGGGAAUACUGGCGUGACGGUCAGAAUCAUCGUGCAUUGCAAAGGACUCCCGCCGUGCUAGAGUGGAAGAAACAAAUUGGUAAUUCACUGCGCGAAAUCUAUUUCGCCGAGAAGGGGGACCACACUGUCUUCAAUGUGCACGGUACACUCGCUACCACCGAGCCCAAGGGGCGUGUUCUUGCUGGCGGUAAAUACAUAGUUUGCAGUGACAUGGCAAACACCUAUUUACAAGGUACACCGACAAUUCCUGAGUACCAGAGAUCCUUCUUGUACGGUGGAGCCAAAGAAACGGCGUGGGCUUUUACUCUCAAGCCGGUGGACCCGUUGCAGCAGGCGGGGACUAGUUUGGGACCGGAGGAUGACUUCCAUAUCGAGAUCAGUAAUGAUAAGGGACAAGUGGGCCUGAUGUCUUCGUGUGCCGUGUUCGCGAUCAACCUCGGUGUGGUUGAUGGAACACAAGAGUUGACUUUCGUGCUAGAGUAUGCUUGA
Molecule: messenger RNA, 2232 nt
Organism: Penicillium coprophilum
Lineage: Eukaryota; Fungi; Ascomycota; Eurotiomycetes; Eurotiales; Aspergillaceae
Exons: 13
Coding region: 1-2232 (743 amino acids)
Source: RefSeq, a predicted model, not a curated record